Messenger RNA from Cottoperca gobio, 2149 nucleotides. Its product is annotated as cleavage and polyadenylation specificity factor subunit 7-like. Gene Ontology annotation, molecular function: RNA binding. Lineage: Eukaryota; Metazoa; Chordata; Actinopteri; Perciformes; Bovichtidae. The transcript has 9 exons. Bases 498 to 1835 code for a protein of 445 amino acids. The record is from RefSeq and is a predicted model, not a curated record.
AAUCAUUGUAAUCAUAAUUUUAAAAGGCUUGACCAUAGGAACCAAAUACUGUUUGUUGUUGUUAACCGGUAAAUAUUCCUGACGCACUUAAAUGUUCACGUACUGAUAUUAGCAUUAGCAUUAGCUGAUCAGAGAGCGAGUCCAUAGUAGUCUAAAACUAGUUGUAUUGUAACUCAUACAUGAAACUCGUGCAUGUAUUUUGAAAGUGUUCAUUAAAAUAUAAUCUCUUGAUUUUUGUCCGCUUGUCGUAUUCUCGUUUAAUCAUCGUAUUUUGUUUUAGCUAACGUAUCAUUUUGUGCGGAAUCGAGCGGUUGAUUUAGCUAACGUUAUAAACAAGGCGUAACGUUAACAAAAAAUCCCGAAUAUUGAUAGUGCACCUGUUGACGGUAUGCACUGAUCAUUUGCGAAGAGUGCAUAUGCGAACGACACUUAAGACAAACAAAACCUAACGACCAUUGGCUGCAGUGCCAUCAACUGGAUCAUCUUAGGCCCACGGGAUGGCUGCUGCAGCCGGACCAAGUACCUCCAAGACGGACCUCAUAGAUCUUUACAGUGACCUGAAUCAAAACGACGAGGAUUUGGACAGAAUUGCUGAGGCAAAUGAACUUUUUGAUGCUGUUCUUACUGGCUCAGUCGAUCAGGAAAAGAAAGUCACUACAAAUGCGGAGCCUCCUAACAAGACACCAUCUAAAGAGGAGUCGAGAUCAACAACAGUGAAAAGCCAAAAAGGAGGAAACCCACUGAGGAGACUGGCUUUAUAUAUUGGAAAUUUCCCCUGGUGGACAUCUGAUAAGGACAUUACAUGCAUGGCUCAAACGUUGGGUGUGCAGGACAUCAUAGAGAUCAAAUUUGCUGAGAACAAAGUUAAUGGCCAAUCAAGAGGCUUCGCCGAAGUGGUGGUAACCUCAGAAGAGUCAUUAAAACUGUUGUUGGAAAAAAUACCCCAAUGUGAGCUCAAUGGGGAAAGGAUAGACUGUCGCUUUGCCACUCGCCAGAACCUUGGUGUGUUUGAGGACAUGGCAAAUAAACGUAUACCCCUGCGUGUUAAUUCCAAAGAUCCUAAAGACUCAGAUUCUUCGGAUAAGAUUCCCUCAUUAUUAUCACAGGAGCCCAGUCAUCCCCCUUUACCUCCACUUUUUCCAUCACAUCCACUUGCAAACAGGUUUCCCUCAUUACACAUCCCUUUCCAUAGUCAUCCACCUCCUCCCUUCCCACAUAUGCCGCCACACAUGCCUCCACCCAUGCCACCGCCUCAUUUCCCUCCUCAUCCAGUCCAUAUUCCCAGCCAACCUCCUAGUCUGCAUGUAAAUCCCGCAUUCUUCACCCCAGCACAAGUGGUGCACAGCAGCAAUGCUUACAGCCAACAACAACACACACCUCGAAGUACAGAUGGAGAUUUUGAGGAGCUAAUGAACAGAAAUAGAGCUGUUGCCAGCAGUGCGAUCAGCAAGGCUGUGUCUGGAGCAACAGCAGGAGACUUGCGGGUGGCCAUGGAGACUCUAUUAACUGCCAUUGCCAUCAUUAAACAGUCCAGAGUGUAUGGAGAUGAACGCUGCCAAGCCCUGGUCACCUCACUCAAAGACUGUCUAGUCUCUAUCCAGGGCAACUACGGCUACAGGAGUAGCAAUCGUUCUGGGGAAGAAGAAAGAGACCGGGACAGGGUUCGUGACAGAGAGCGAGAGCGUGAUAGAGAACGUGACAGAGAAGAUUCUUCUGGUUGGGAAGGUGCGGGAAUGUCUCGAAGACACAGACAACGUUCCCGGAGCGAGGAGAGGGACAAGGAACGCUCCCGGGAACGGGAAAGGCACAGAGAGCACAGAGACCGGUACCGUUAACUUGACUGAGCCGAGCGAAGACGGGACUUUUUGUUUCUGCACCAAGUUGUAACAAAUCUGGAGGAAUCGAAGAUGAGACUGAAGAUGAAGAAGUCUACAGUGUACUUUUUUUGGUUCACCAGUCGUUCAUGUACAUACUGGGACUUUAACCUGUUUUAAGAAAAAUUGUGAUUGUAGAUUUGUUGCUGGGACAGAUUUCUAUGCUUGCAUGCAGAGGAACACCUCUUAAUAACUUAUGAAAUACAGUGUAAUGUUUUCAUCACUUUCUUUUGUAUUAAAUCUAUAGAUUAAAAACACAUUCCCUGAAAAUAAAA